Diplodia corticola is the source of this 789-nucleotide messenger RNA. RefSeq lists its product as uncharacterized. Lineage: Eukaryota; Fungi; Ascomycota; Dothideomycetes; Botryosphaeriales; Botryosphaeriaceae. The transcript is spliced from 6 exons. The coding region runs from base 1 to 789 and encodes 262 amino acids. The record is from RefSeq and is a predicted model, not a curated record.
AUGGAUGCCCAUGAUCGCCGCCUGCUCAAGAAGGUUAGAAGCAAAGGAAAGCAGGCUGUCUUCGAGCUUUAUGAAGGACUCCUGGAGGUGAUUGCCGCUGACUGGCCGGGAUCCUACGACGCUACCGGAGAGCUCGUCAGGAAAGUGGACCCGCACGCCAAUCAUGGCGGUCCCGCAGAUAACGCCAGUACAAAGAAGACGGCCGUAUCCAAGACGAUCGCGGGUUCCAAACAGAGUACCAUGCUUAUGCAGAACAUCGUCUCCAAGCAGAGCACCGUCCCCAAGCAGAAGACUGUCCCGCAGAUGAGCUUCCGCGCAUCGCCCUCCACCCAACUUGCUCUUUCUAGCAUGCCGGCUUCAGUCAAGGACGACACUAGCAUUCCUAUACUUCCUAAUCAACACAAGAAGCGCGGUGUGCAGGGUGAUCUCAGGUCCUUCAUAUUCGACACCGUAGAGAUGAAGAAGAACAAGAUGUGUCUGCCUAAGGAACCCGCGGAGGCAAGGACGCCGAUCUACAAAUAUACGAAGGAAGUCAAGUGUGACGCGAACGACCCAGAAGGUUACUGCAAGUUCGACUUGUGCAAGGCCUGGUCACUCACGGCUGAGUCGACCUGCGAGCACCAGCGCUGGAAGCGCAUCGUGCGCAAAGCGCCUUUGACUUCGGUCUCGAAGGGCAAGAGCGCUAUGGUGGGAGAGUGUUCUGGUCAAGCAUACCUGCAAGCUCUGGAUGACGACGCCGACGACGAUGAGUACCAAUACGUUGUCAAGCCUAAGGAUGAGCAGGAGUAG